CUCUCUGCCUCGGAAAGCGCUCCCCGGGUGACGCACGUCAGCAUGUCUGCGGCUCCGCGCGCUCAGCUCUUCCUGCUCUUCCUCUCCUCGUGCACGGGGCUCGCGCGCUGCGUCCAGGAUAACGACGCCUCAGACGGAUUCUAUUCUUUUCUCACUUUGUCCCAGAAAAGAGAAUCAGAGGAUUUCAUUUUCCGCCGACCUCUACGAUGCCUGGACAUGCUGGCCACCGAAGGUCAUUUCACCUUCACUGCAUCGCGUCCACAACUGGCCUGUGCUGCUUUCAUCAUAGCUGAGCCCAAUGAGGUCAUCAGUGUGGAGCUCUCUGACGUCAGCGUCGACUGCAGUGCUGGAGACUUCAUAAAGAUUUUUGACGGCUGGGUCCUGAAAGGGGAGAAGUUCCCCAGCACUCAUGAUCAUCCUCUCCUUCCACACGAGCGCUACACGGAUUACUGCAGCUCUAUGGCGCCAGCAGUCUCCAUUCGAUCCUCUCAGAACGUUGCCAUGGUCUUCUUUCGCAUUCACAGCCCUGAUAGCGGCUUUACCCUCGCCGUCAAAAAGCUGCACAACCCUAUGCCCUGUAACAUCAUGUCUCAGAGUCCAGAGGGCAGCUUCACCAUGGUGAUGCCACAUCAGCGCAGGAACUGCAGCUUCUCCAUCAUCUACCCCGUGGAGAUCCAACUGACAGAUCUCAGCCUAGGGGACGCCAAAAGCAAUGAAAUCAGGCCAUUGAGACAGAUGUGGUCGGGCUGUUCAGGGUCUGGUGAUUAUGUGGAACUGCUUGGAGGGAAUGGCGUGGACACCUCUAAGAUGUUCCCAGUAGCUGACCUCUGUUUCUCCCUCAGUGGUCUUGCCCAGAUGAAGAUUGGCUGCGAUAACUCCGUGGUGAGGCUGGUGUCCAGUGGGAACUAUAUCAAUCGCGUUUCCUUCCAGUAUAGACUACUGGAUCAAAAUGAGAUCCCCAAAACCCGAGAGAACAGUCUGGAUAACUUCUGCACUGUUGGAUGAGAUUGCUCUCAAACACAAAAAUACACAUAUACACACAGACAAACAAACGUGUGAGCAGUCACACAAUCAUACAAUUCAGUCUCUGUAAAAUAUUCACACACAUUAAUGAACAUGUAUAAUUUAACUAAUGCUGUCAGUAAGUAGUUUGCAUUGUAUUUGCCAGAUGUUUUAUUUGGAGAGCCAGUUACGUUAACUUUGAUUAUAAUAUAUUUAUUUAAAGAAUAAUGUCAUUCAUCUCACAUUUACAGAUGAUGUGUUCUUUCUUAUCUAUUGAGUUAUUUGACAUCAAAAUAUGUGAAACAUUGUAUAUCUUUGUUAUAAUUUUAAUUUCUUUUGGCUUUACUUUAGCAACAGGUCACAUCCCUGCUGUCUUUUAUCUUUAUAUUGCCUUGACAAAUGAAAAAUAAAUACAACUUGCAUGAUUAAGCAA
Cololabis saira (Pacific saury) is the source of this 1435-nucleotide messenger RNA. Its product is annotated as corticotropin-releasing factor-binding protein-like. Gene Ontology annotation, molecular function: corticotropin-releasing hormone binding. Gene Ontology annotation, biological process: negative regulation of corticotropin secretion; hormone-mediated signaling pathway; negative regulation of corticotropin-releasing hormone receptor activity. The coding region runs from base 43 to 1005 and encodes 320 amino acids. NCBI's taxonomy places the organism in Eukaryota, Metazoa, Chordata, Actinopteri, Beloniformes, Belonidae. The record is from RefSeq and is a predicted model, not a curated record. The transcript has 7 exons.